UUUAUUAUAUUUAAUCACAAGAUUUCCGGUUUUCUGAAAAAUUUUGCAGUUGUAGUUGACGUACUCUAAAGGCAUCUUAUUCUGUAUUGGAAGGUCAACACUAACAGACAUUAAAAAUGACGAUGCUUAACAAUUUACUCCUCGUAGUGAUUAUUGCUGUAAAAUGUGUGUUUGCAAGUGAUGCUUCUAUCCCAGCUCUGCUUUGGUCUCCAGAAAGAUCCAUGGCUCAUUUGCCAGAGGUCAUGGCCCAUGAAACUGUCAAUGCUGAUACUUUUUUAAAUAACUAUCUGGACCCUCUAAUGAAAAGUUCUCAAAAUAGUGCUGUAAUAUUUCUUCAGGAUAAACUUCAUGUGGAUGACUUCACAAAAUUUGCUGAUGUCUAUUCAGUUGAUAGUGAUGGUGGUGCUUUUAAGAAUGUCAAACAACUUAUGGAAGACCACUUUUCCCUUGAAUUGCCACAAGUCUUAAAUCCUGAUGAUGCUGUGGAGAAGCUAAAAUCGUUUUUUAAAAAGAUUCAUACAGUGAGCUCCAUAAAGGAUGUUGAAAAUCUGAACCUGUCUGGGGAUGAAAGCUUCUUGCUCAUUGUGAACUUAGAGCCUGUUCACAGUCAGUCAGACCAAGAGAAGGCUUUAAAGCAAAAUGAUGAGACCAUUGGUGCUAUUUCACAUCACCUGCAGAAGCGAAGGAUCAAUUAUUCAGCUUUGUAUACUGCACUAUCAGCUGGUAAAGGCUUGAAUGAACAUGUGGAAUCGUAUGCUAAUAGACAUCUAAUGGCAGAUGCUUCUGCUAAUAACAAUGGUACAUUUAUGAAUGUCUCUGAUGGCAACAUUUAUGUUUUCUUGCGCGGUGCAAAACUGUGCUUAAAGAAAGGCAAAGAGAAUGAUCAUAUUUACACUGAUCCUUGUGACUUGAAUGCUACCCUUGAUGUCAAUGAUAACACUGCCUCUUUCUCUGAAUGGACUAAUAAUACUGCCAAUAUUGUUCUGUUCUUUCCAAAUCAAACUUUUGAGAAUGAAACCUUUAAUGUCCACUUCAGCAUAUUAGCACAAAAAAAGAUUGACAAAUGGAUAAUGGAACAGCUGGUUUUAAAUAUAACUUUUGGCCCUAAGUCAGCUUACAAUACAUCCUUGGAAAAUGCAACUCUCAGCAAAGAUUCACAAGACUUGACCAUUUCAGUCCUGUACUCUUAUCACUGUACUGAGAUGAAAAUGUAUCUUGACUACAUUCAUGACAAGGAACUAGAGUUUUACAAAGGCAGCUAUUUGCUACUAGAUGGUUUCCAGGUUCAGCCCUUCAACAUCCAACAUGAUCGCUUCAGCUAUGCUCAAGACUGUGUCCCUUACUUCACCACUCCCAUUUGGAUGGCCCUCUUCUCAUCGUCAUUCCUGCUCCUCAUCCUGUACUUUGGGACUAUCAUGGUGUUGAAUCUGUCUAUCAUGGACCGGUAUGAUGAUCCCAAGGGAAAAACCAUAGUAGUUAAUGCAGGGGCUGAAUAAUUUAGGACUUUUUAAUUUGACAAUCUGGACUUUUUUUUUUUUUAAUCUUGAUGUUAAUUAAUUUAAUUAGAUUUAUAUGUUGAUUUUUUUAUUAUUAUUGUUAUUAUUUUUUUUUUUUUUGUGUGUGUGUUUAUCUAAUUUAAUCAAGAUUAUAAUCAACUGUCAUAAUGUACUUAGAAGAAAUAAGCUAUUGUCAAUAGAAACUUAAGUGGAUGUAUAGGCAUCUUUUUGAACAAGAUAACAAAUUCAGUGGAGAAAUAUACAAGUUUAAAACAACUAUGGCUGUGAUAGUGUCUAAAAAAUUAUUCAUAAAAUGUCUAAAUUUUUUUUUGUGCAACAUUCCUUUACCAUUAAAAAAAGAGCAAUGCAA
Messenger RNA from Biomphalaria glabrata, 1866 nucleotides. RefSeq names its product V-type proton ATPase subunit S1-like. The record is from RefSeq and is a predicted model, not a curated record. The transcript has 9 exons. NCBI's taxonomy places the organism in Eukaryota, Metazoa, Mollusca, Gastropoda, Planorbidae. Gene Ontology annotation, cellular component: proton-transporting V-type ATPase complex. Bases 117 to 1496 code for a protein of 459 amino acids.